AUGGAGUUCGAAGUAUGGCAUGUUUCCGGAGCAGAGCACUGCUUUGUAGCCCUUCCUUUGCAACUCAUCCAGACUUUGGAAUCUCUCCGCCCAACUCUUCUCCCUCAGCCUCAGCUCCUCGUAAUUGAGCUUCGCUCAUUGAGCCCCACUGCUGACCAGCAGCAGAGCUGGACGGUCUCUUGGUCUGGUGCUACUUCGUCUUCUGCUGCUAUUGAGAUUGGUAGGCAGUUUGCGGAUUGCAUUUUGUUGCCUGAUCAUGUAAGAGUUCAAGUUCGAGUUGUGUCAAAUGUGGAACGUGCUGAACGAGUGACGGUAGAGCCUGAUACCGAAGACGACUGGGAAGUUAUGGAGCUCAAAGCAGAGUUCGCUGAGGCAUCCAUGUUAAGCCAGAUCAAAAUUCUUAAAGAGGCAAUGAGAUUUCCCUUGUGGCUGCAUGGCCAUUCUGUUGUUACCUUCCGUGUGGUUUCGACUGUUCCCAAAAAAGCAGUGGUACAACUUGUUCAUGAUACGGAAGUAGAAGUUGCUCCCAAGAGACGACAAAAGCUUGUGAAUAAAUCAGAUGCUUCAUCUGACAAGCAAUGCAAUGUUAAGGAGGCCUUAUUGCGUAUUCAAGAUUCAAAUAAAAGAUUGUUUCAGAAAUGUAAUGUCAAAGGUGUUGAUUUGGGGGUUGCACUAACUACUGUUGCUUAUAUCAACCCCGAAACUGCUAAAUACUUUUUGUUUGAGCCUCUUCAGUCGAUUAUUCUUAUUCCAAAAUUAUCAUCAAGAGAGAGGGUUGACAAUGAUGCAUCGAGAAUGAAAAGCACUUCAGCACCUAAAGAUGGGACAAGCAGGAAAGUAUCUCGUCGAGCAAUUAUUCAUCUUCUCUUUUCUGACUCUGUAUCCAAAGGGCAUCUAAUGAUAGCUGAGUCUCUUCGUUUGAGCAUGAGAGUUGGCCUGCAUUCAUGGGUGCAUGUGAAAGAAUACCAUGGUAAUAUCAAGGAGGAUAUUCCCUUGCUCUCAUUGUCUCCCUGCCACAUUAAGAUGCUUGGAAGGGAUGGUGAGAAGGGAGAAUUUGGCAUGGAAGUGCAUAAUAGUCGUAGAAUGGAAAAGUUUCAAAUGCUGCCUUCCGGAAUUAGUUCAGGAAAUAACUUAAAUGAAACAGAUCAUUUCACGCAUGGUGAUUUCAUAGCUACUCUUUCAUCUGUUUUUCCUCAUGCAGAGGGUGCAGAACGAGUAUGUGGUUCUGAUAGUAGAAAGACUUUAGGCAUACUUCUUCAUGCAUGGGUGGCUGCACAACUUGAAGCAAUUGCUUCGGCCUCUGGUGUAGAGGUUAAUUCAUUGACUUUAGGAGAUGAGACUGUAAUGCACUUUGAAAUGAGAGGACUUGACUAUGGGUCUGGAAGGCACAGUUUACUGGAACCAUCUGAUUCAAAUUCAGACGUACAAGAUAAGCUUGGUGAAAAGCCAGUGAAGUACCUGUUUGUGCUGAAUGCUUCAGAGGAUUCUUCAGAUGACAAAAAUGUAUGUGCAUAUAAACUUUCCUUUGAUAAGAGCAAAAGAGAUCAUUUGAUACUCGAGGAGUUGCUCAGCAAUCUUGAACUUGGUGAACCUCUAUCCUUCUAUUCUACUAAGGAAAGGGUAUCCGGAAAGGACUUUGAAUCAGAUUUGUCCACUUUGAGCUGGAUGGGAUCAACUCUAACUGAUGUUAUUAAUAGAGUGAAUGUCUUGCUAUCUCCUAGCUCUGGGUUGUGGUUUGGCAGUCACAAACUUCCUCUCCCUGGCCAUGUUCUGAUAUAUGGACCUCAUGGUUCUGGGAAGACUAUGUUAGCAAGAUCUGUGGCCAGUUUCCUUGAAAGACAUAAAGAUAUAUUAUCACAUGUGGUAUUCGUAAACUGCUCUUCCCUUGCUUCGGAGAAGGCUUCAGCCAUUCGUCAACAACUUUCAGCUUCCAUUUCUGAAGCGCUAGACUAUGCGCCAUCUGUUGUAAUCUUCGAUGAUCUUGAUAGCAUCGUUUCAGCCUCUGAUUCUGAAGGAUCUCAACCUUCGACUUCUGUUGCUGCAUUGACAAAAUACCUAGCUGAUAUUAUUGAUGAAUAUGGGGAAAAGAGGAAUGGCUCAUGUGGCACUGGUCCAAUUGCAUUUAUAGCUUCUCUGCAGAGACUAGAGAAUAUCCCACAAUCACUGAGCUCUUCAGGGAGGUUUGACUUCCAUGUGCAACUUCCUGCUCCUGCUGCAUCUGAACGUGGGGCUAUACUGAAGCAUGAAAUACAGAGGCGUUCCUUACAUUGUCCAGAAGAAAUUUUGUUGGAUGUAGCAUCCAAAUGUGAUGGUUAUGAUGCGUAUGAUCUGGAAAUAUUGGUUGAUAGAGCUGUACAUGCUGCUGUUGGUCGCUUUCUUCCUUAUUCUAAUGGAGAGCCUGGAAAAGCCACCUUACUUAUGGGCGAUUUCUCAAGGGCAAUGGAUGGGUUCCUUCCAGUUGCUAUGCGUGAUAUUACUAAAUCAGCUUCUGAAGGUGGCCGUGCUGGGUGGGAAGAUGUUGGUGGACUGAAUGAUGUGAGGAAUGCUAUAAGAGAGAUGAUUGAAUUGCCAUCAAGAUUCCCAAAUAUCUUUGCAAAAGCUCCUUUAAGGUUGCGUUCAAAUGUUCUUCUCUAUGGUCCUCCUGGUUGCGGCAAGACUCACAUCGUUGGUGCUGCUGCUGCUGCUUGUUCACUGCGGUUUAUAUCAGUGAAGGGACCUGAGCUGUUAAACAAAUAUAUUGGUGCUUCUGAGCAAGCGGUUCGUGAUAUUUUCUCAAAAGCAGCUGCCGCAGCACCCUGCCUUCUCUUCUUUGAUGAAUUUGAUUCAAUUGCUCCUAAACGGGGACAUGAUAAUACUGGUGUGACUGAUCGUGUAGUCAACCAAUUUCUGACUGAAUUAGAUGGUGUUGAAGUUUUGACUGGUGUUUUUGUAUUUGCUGCCACAAGCCGACCUGAUCUGCUUGAUGCUGCAUUGUUGAGACCCGGUAGGCUCGAUAGGCUUCUUUUCUGUGAUUUUCCAUCUCAGCAAGAGAGGCUGGAUAUUCUUAAAGUUCUAUGCAGAAAGCUGCCACUGUCUGAAGAUACGAACUUACACAGCAUGGCUCAGAUUACAGAGGGAUUUAGUGGAGCUGACCUACAAGCUCUACUAUCUGACGCACAGCUUGCUGCAGUUCAUGAAUUUUUGAGCAGCACCACCUCCGACAACCACGAGCCUGUGAAAAAGCCGGUGAUAACUGAUUCCGUCUUAAAGGCAAUUGCUUCCAAAGCAAGACCAUCGAUUUCUGAAUCAGAGAAGCACAGACUGUACGGCAUUUAUAGCCAGUUCUUGGAUUCCAAAAGAUCAGUUGACGCACAGGUGAGGGAUGCAAAGGGCAAACGAGCGACUCUAGCAUAA
Linum trigynum is the source of this 3393-nucleotide messenger RNA. The record is from the annotation of a GenBank genome assembly. Lineage: Eukaryota; Viridiplantae; Streptophyta; Magnoliopsida; Malpighiales; Linaceae.